This is a messenger RNA of Mugil cephalus (flathead mullet), 1865 nucleotides long. RefSeq lists its product as uncharacterized. The coding region runs from base 63 to 941 and encodes 292 amino acids. The transcript is spliced from 5 exons. Lineage: Eukaryota; Metazoa; Chordata; Actinopteri; Mugiliformes; Mugilidae. The record is from RefSeq and is a predicted model, not a curated record.
UUAAAAGUUCCCCCACAGAUCUCCCAGAGACCCAACAGAGGUAACACACAGUGGAAUUAGACAUGAAGGGAGUUACGGUGACACUCACUCUGCUGAUGGCACUAACAGCUUUGGGGAACCCCGUGCAGAUCUCCCGGCCCGGCACCGUGACAGCUGGUUACAGCACCACGUUCACUUGUUCUUCGUCUUGUUUUCAUUGCAUCUACUCCUGGUCCUUAAGUGGCCAAAGAAUCAAAGGGAGCACAUUUACCUGGACACCAGAUGGACUCGAUGAUGAAGUGAAACUGGGCUGCACGGUCAUAAAUCCUGAAACUGGAGCCUUCCACAGUACUUCUACCACGGUAGAAAUCAAGAAUAGAAUGUCUGUACAAACCAGUCCACCGAACACCGCCCCGUCUGUCAACCAGUCACUGAAUCUGCUCUGCCACGAUGCUACUUCCGGCGACCCCAAAGCGCCAUCAGAUGUGGCCUGGUCCAAAGACGGGCAAAGAGUGACCCUGCGUGACAACAUGCAGCUUCUGCAGGACAACCUCACGCUUCACUUUGACUCAGUGCUGCCCUCUGAUGCUGGUUUUUACCACUGUCACAUGUAUCUUCCUACACUGAAGACAAGAGUAUUCAGCUUGGGAUAUCUGCUUAACUUUGAUCCAUGGAACGUCAGCAUCAGCGGACCUGACACUGUGUUUCCUGACACGUUGAGUCAGUUCACCUGCCUGACCAGCUGUGCCUUGAAUGUGGAAUGUACCGUCAGGUGGGAGUUCAGAGGAGGUUUCCCUCUUGGAAACUUCUUUUCAGUCAAUGAAAAUUCGCUCAAAUGGACCCCAUCCAAGCCUGGCCUUUUCCAGAACUUCACCUGCAUCGCAGAAAAUGCUGCUGCUGGACGCUCUGCUGAAGCCACCAAGAUGGUCGAAGUUACAGGUAUUCUGGCCUCUGGGUCAUAGUAGGAGCAACUCUGUUGGUCAUCAAGACCUGCAAAGGAAAAGGAGGAACAACAUGUUCAAAGCCUUCGUUAUUACACUACUAUGAAUAAAAAUGAUUAAAAAAAAAAAAAUACAGAGUAGCUGUAAACAGUUUUCAUGAAAGAUUUCAACACACACUACUGGCUCAUUUCUACCAUGGCCGUCACCAAGACAACAGUCUCAGCAGACAGUUUUCAUCACAUCCUGUUGAAUAUGUUAAGAUUACACAUAAAUGCAGAACUGUUCGUCCCUUCUUGCUUUCCUUCUCACCAUUUAUGAGGCAUGGUCUGACUUUUUUGACUCACAAAUGUAUGACAUCAAGGACAGUAGUAAACAUCCUUGGUAGUCAGUUUUGUGAAAUUCACAAAAUGUUAAACUGAUGAAAAACAGGUCAUUGGAUCCUGGAUUAUCUUCUUUUCUUUUCAUGCAUUUGCUUCACCUUUAUUUUAUGUUCAGUGCUGGGCAUAGUGUACUGUUUGCUGUCCACAGGGAGGCGCUGUGUUCUCAGUAACAAAUGUAAACUGUUAGUUUAACUUAGCAUAACUCAUAAAACAGUUUGAUGAAAAGCACAGAACAACUAUUUAAUCAACGUAUUUGUUAUCACCACGGUGGACUUGUAACUGUGGUGAUGACCAGCUUAUAUCCUAGACCCCAUAAUGACCUGAAAGAUGAAUAAGAAGGAGAACAAAUCUGAAUUCUGACUAGUCAUGCCACCCAAGAUGCUGUUUAUGUCAAAGCAGUUCCACCGAAUAUAUGCAUUUCUAUCAUAACAGGAAAGGCCUCUAUCAAACAGGUGUAUCAUCCUCUCCAGGCUCACUGCCAAGCAUUACAACACAACACUGUUUUCUUACAGGAAAUGUGAUCAGGGUGUGGCAUAAUAAAGUGACAACAUGAGGGCUUCGAGCA